UCUUUACCUGCAGGAGCCAGGCCUUGGGAGCCUGUUAUGUGUGAUAAAAGUCAUAGAGAAAACUGGUAAAGAAACCAGAUUUUCUCUCCUAGUGAAAAAUGGCUCCAAAUGACCAAAGGGUAUCCUUCUCUUAUUUCCCUUGGUCAACAAUGUGGUUUUACUUUCAGUGUUAAAACCAGGAUCGUCCUGCCAGAUGCCAGACACACACACACACACACACACACACACACACACACACCCAUUGCCGUCGAGUCAAUUCCAACUCAUAGUGACCCUAUAGGACAGAGUAGAACUGCCCCAUAGGGUUUCCAAGGAGUGCCUGGCGGAUUUGAACUGCUGACCUUUUGGUUAGCGCUGUAGCUCUUAACCAUUGCACCACCAGUUUCCAACUGCCACACUGCAGGUCGUUAUCAAAGUGCUCGAGGAGGAUUCAGAACAAAACCAUUAAAUAGUCAGAUCUGAGGGUAGCUAACUUGGUGAUACUUCCUUAUUGCCUCACUUAUAGUCCCUGUCCCUCGUGGUGCAAAGGGUUAACUAGCAGAAAGGCUGGUGGUUCGAAUUCACCCAGAGGCACCUUUGAAGAAAGACCUGGCAGUUUACUUCCAAAAAAUCAGCCACUGAAAGCCCUAUAGACCGUUCUACUCUGACACACACACUUUUUUUUUUUUUUUUAAUAUUCUCUCGGUAACUCAGUGUUAUUCCCUAUAGGUAGCUAUGGUACAUAUAUUCUUUGUGAGUUAUCAGGUUUGUUGUUUCUGUGGGACCAGUAUCAGCCUUCUAGGUCAGGGUUUUCAAUCUCAGCACUAUUGACAUUUGGGACCAGGUAAUUCUCUGUUGUAGGAUUUUAUUCUCUGUAUUGUAGGAUGUUUAGCAGCAUCCCUGACUUCUACCCACUAGAUGCUAGCAUCAACCUUCACCUUCCACUUGUGACAACCAAAAAUGUCUUCAGACUUCAGUCACAUCCUCUGGGAGUUGGGGUGUGGAAAAUUCCCUGCAGCUGAGAACCACAACUCUGAAAUCCAUAGCAGCCCCCAUGUUUAAGGAAACUGAUCCACUUGAUCAUCUUUGCAACUUAUCUGACUUUCUAGUAUGGUUCCCUGCCACCCCCUCCCCGUCUUGCAAUAUUUUAAAAACCAAUUUUGACAGCUGCUUUGCCCUUUUCAUCUCCUUCCCCUGCCAUCUCUGAUCACGUGAUUACUUACGAAAUUCUAAAACAUACCGAUGGAACGCAAGUUUGUCUAACAGUCUGGUAAGAGUCAUUCUGUUGAGCUCUUUAGAAUCUGUGGAAAUUCUUUCUUCCUCUUCACUUCUUCAUUUGUCUCAGUAGGGUGUCCCCAAAAGUUCACUGGAAUUAAGCAAAUAAAAGCCUUCAAGGUUUCUUAGAAAAACCAAAAUCAAACUCAACCCACUGAACUAGAAAGCUUGUUUUCUCUCAAAGUCCUACCUUUGCCCGGACUCUUUCUGAAAUAAUGAAAUGAUAGUCUGUGUAAAGACUUUAGGAGUACACAGCUUCUUAUGUACUUAAAGAAGAUUUUGUGUCUCAGAAGUUUAGUCACCCACAAUACUGGUAUAAAGGCUGCAGGAUUGAAGACUGCUUGUACCUUAUGGGUCCUUGUAGUGGCACAGUCAGCCCCCGCUCUUUCUAAUUAUUUAAAUGAAAAAUAGUCUAAGCACUGCUCUGCUGUUGCUAAGACCACUGUGUGGCAAAGGGCCAUCUGAGCCACAUCUUAAACUCUGACAGAUGAAGAUUUAAACCAAAGAUACGGAAUAAUACUAUUUUUAUUAAGUUUUGCAGAAAUGGAAAUUCCAAUUAUAUUAGUAACAUGUUCCAGUUUUUAAUUACCCUCAGAGUAAAAAGUUUCUUUCUUUUUCUUAACCACUGAAGCUAAUUUCCUCUUUAUACUAUUUGCUUUAUAAGAACAAAUUUUAAUCUAAUUAUAAAAAUAACAUCAGCUACUCAAGAAACACAGAAGGACACAAAGGAGAAAAUAAAAAUCAUCUGUGAUCCCACCCAGAGAUAACUGCUGCUGAAAUUAUAUAUGUCUUUAAAAAAUACAUGUAAUAUAUGUUUGGAGCCCUGGUGGCGCAGUGGUUAAGUGACAUGGCUGGUGACCAAAAGUUCAGCAGUUGGAAUCCACCAGCUGCUCCUUGGAAACCCUAUGGGGCAGUUCUACUCCGUUCUAUAGGGUUGCUAUGAGUCGGAAUUGCAUCGAUGACAAUGGGUUUAAUAUAUAUUUUUAUCAGAUUAUGUUUUCUUUUGUUCACUUGUGACUAGGCUAGGGAUAGAAAACACUUCUACAAUUUUGCGGUGAAUGUUAAUAUAUUUUUUUAAGUGAAUAAACCAGGUGUCUCAUGCUGUUGUUAGGUGCCGUUGAGUCGGUUCCCAUGUACAACAGAACAAAACUCUGUGCGGUCCCGCGCCAUCCCCACAACUGUCUUUAGGCUUAAGCCCACGCUUCUUCGGUCUUCCUCCUUAUUCAUCGUCCAAAAGACGUCUCAUAGGAGAAUUAAAUUGUCAAAGAAUACAUAAUGAUGAAGACGCAGCAUUUCUUUCUGUUAUUGUUUGGUUUAUUCAAACAAACAAGGUAGGGUUACCAGCUGUUCUUGGUUCUUAAAUAUCCUUUGGGUGUUUAUGCUAUACAAGCAAAUAUACAUAUAGCUUCUUCUUCCUUCCUCCUUUUCAGUCAACAAACCAUAGAAUAGUAGAUGGAUUUUUUUGUAGCUUGUUAUUCUUCACUUAACAAUAUAUCUCGGAAAUCUCUUAAUGUCAGCACAUUGAAAACUUCUACAUUGCUUUCCUUUUUUAAUAGUGACAUAGUGUUCCAUUGUACAGAUGCACUGUAAUUUAUUUAACAAGUCCACCGUUGAUGGAUGUUGUUUGUUUCCAGUUCUGCUAUUACAAACAAUGCUGUAAUAAAUUACCUGUACAUGUAUUAUUUCAAAAGCAUAAAAUAUACCUGUGGGAUAAAUGCCCCAGAGCAGAUUCUUAGAUCCAAGAGUAUAUACAUUAGUGAUUAUGAUAGAUAUUGCUGAAGUGUCCUCCAUAGGGGUGGUACCAACAGAUACUCCCAUAAGAAAUGUAUGACAAUACCAGUUUCCCCACAGCUUUGCCAGGGUAGGAUGUUAUCAGCUUUUGGAUUUUUGCCAAUCUGAUAAGUAAGGAGUAUUCCAGCAUGGGUUCAUUUACCUGUUUUCAUAAAGUUAGAGGUCAUUUGUACUUCUUUCUAUAUCAACUGUCUGUUUAUAUAUUCUGCCCAUGUUUCUAUUGAUUUAUUGGUAUUUUCUUAUUGAUUUGUACAAGCUUUAUAUAUAUUAAAUUAGCUCUUUACCAUUUGAAGAUAUUUUUCUAUUUACUGCUUGUCUUGAUUUUGUUUAUGCUUUGUAAAAAGUUCGUGUGUGGUUGAAUUAAUCAAGAUUUUAUUUUGGCAUUUGGAUUACAAGUGUUCGUAGAAAAAUCUUUCUCAUGUCGAGGUUAUAAAAGAAUUCUACCAUUUUCCCAGUACAGCUUUUGUGGUUUAAUUUUUUAUAUGUAAGUAUUUGAUCCAUUUGGACUUUAUCCUGGUAUGAGAUAUGAUGUAUAGAUCCAUUAUUUUCUGUAGAUGAAUAUUUAGAUGUCCCAGCACCAUUUACUGAAUAGUCUUUGUCUACUGGUGUGAGAUGCCACCUUCAUCAUCUAUAAAAUUUCCAUGUGUAGUUGGCUAUACUUCUAGAUUUUCUAUUCUAUUCCAUUGCUUUGAUUGUUCUUGUGCUGGUAGUUUAUUCCUGUAUUUGGGGUAUUUUAUCAUUCCAUUUUUUCCUCUAUUAGUUUGGAAGUGGAUCUUUUAAGGAAAUAUUUUUUAGUGUUUACCCUAUAAAUGACAUUCUUCACUUAUUAAAACCCUUCAUCUCUUUGGUUUUCACAGACACUGGAUUGUAAUCCUUUCUUAAAAUCCAUUUGCUGUGUUAUAAACCAUCGUACAUGAUAUCCAACAAGCAUGCUUGCCAUGCCUUUACAGAAUUGCAGGGUUAGAGACAAUAGUGCAGUGCUUAAGAGAGCAAGACCAGUGUCUUCCUGAACUGCCUUAAAGCCUUGGGAGAACCUCGUCUUAACUGUGUGACCUUGAAGUCACUGGGUGGUGCAAACAGUUAAUGCACUCGGCUGUUGACCAAACAUUUGGGAAUUCGAGUCCAUCCAGAGGCACCUUGAAGAAAACAGCUGAUAAUCUACUUCUGGAAAAUCAGCCAUUGGAAACCCAGUGGAACACAGUUCUACUCUGACACACAUGGUAUCACCAUGAGUCAGAAUUGACUGGACAGCAACUUGUUGAAUGCGUGUAUAUGGUCCCUGCUAGGCAAGUACCUCUCUAAGCAUUUUACCUAUGUUAACCCUUAUUAAUCAGAAGGCAGGUACUAUGAUUAUCCCCAUUGUGCAAAUGAAGAAACUGAGGCAUACAGAGAUUAGAUAAUUUACCAAAGGUAUGCAAGUAGAAAGGGACAGAGGUAGGAUUUAAACUGAGACAGUGUCGCUCUUACUAUACUCUGUUGCUUCUUAUGAUCCUGAGAAUUAUCUAGUAAUGUUGUUGGCCUCAGAACUGACUCCCGAAGUCCAAUUUCCAAUGUGAUGCAGAGCUUCACUGAUUCCAAGAACGAGCACCCAGCUAACCCAAUGGCCUAGUUUCCCGUGGUAACUCCUACCACUGGAGCCACUGACUUAUUCCUGAGGGAAUUCUCCAGAACAACGUGCAGCAGCCUCCCCAUGACCCUCUUGGCUUUUUCUUUUCUCCUGUCUCUCCCUUUCCCACCCUACUGUUUUUAUUCGAGUCCUUAUCAUUUCUCUGUUUUUCCUUUUUCGUAGUACCUGUGCCAUGGGCUUGCUCUGAAGAUGAUAUGAGUUGGGGUUUAGGUGGUGUAAGUUGGGAGACCAGCAUUUGGAGCCCUGGUGGCACAGUGGCUAAGUGUUCGGCUGCUAACCAAAAGAUUGGCAGUUGGAAUCCACCAGCUGCUCCUUGGAAAUCCUAUGGGGCAGUUCUACUCUGCCCUAUAGGGUUGCUACGAGUGGAAAUUGACUCAACGGCAACGGUUUUUGGUUAGCAUUUGCUAACCCAGACUUUGCAACAAGUGCUUUCCUAUCCAUGUUCAUUUUGCGGUUGAAGAAACAAAGACUUAGAGAAUUUAAGUAAUAAAUUACCCAAGUUCACACAGCUGAAUUGUAACAGAUCUCAAAUCUGUUUCCAAAGCUUACACUUUGAGCCAGGGCUGGUAAGUAGUUAUCUGUACUGAUGCAGCCAUACUGAUAGUUAAAAUGUUGAAAUCUGUCUGUACCUGUUGGUGGAUAGCAGCUGUCUCAAGACUCCCAGGUGUCCCCACCAUCACCAGCUUAGUCCCCUUUCCUCAGUCACUUCCCCAGGAACCACUGGACCUGCUCAGCAACUAAAGGGUUACCUCUCAGUCUAACAGGGGCAUCAAGGACCCUGCUCCAGACCAAGGCAGGCUGGCAUCUGUGUCAUGCCUUGUGGUACCCCUGCUACAUUGGGACCCAGUGGCGUGCUGAGGACUGCUUAGCGUCAAUGGGGGAGUUCAGGACAAGUAAGAAAAUAACUUCUCAGCUCAUUAAGGAAAAUGUCAUUUGGGAUCAAGUCAGAAACACUGCAGAAGGUUACUGGGGAAGGUUACUGCGGAACAUUAGCUGAGUUUGUUUCCUACCUUAUGAAGAAUGUUGCAUGUGUUCUCCCCCAACUGAGGUUGCUGGAGGGAGAGUUUCUUUCCCCAUCCCCGCUCCCACUGUCCAAGCCAUCCACGCCAUAACCUGCCUUCUAGGCUUUUAGCCAUUGGGGUCCUAGUUUCACUUUUCCCUCCCUGAGGUUCCUCAGGCCUCAGAGGCCCACAAGACCCCUUACUUUUAGAAGCAUUUCUAUCGCACAUGGGGUCCUGAACAUCAUUUCCAACAUUCUUCCUUUGGGAAAGCCAUUCUAUAUUUCAAAAAGCAACUCAUAAAUGAUGUUUUCUAAAUGUAAGGUAGAGAUUUCUUGUGUUCUUUUGUUAGUUGCUGUCAAGUCUGCUCCGACUUGUGGCAACCCCAUGUGUGUUGGAAUAGAACUGCACUCCGCGGGAUUUUCAUUGGCUGAUUCUUCGGAAGUGGAUCACUAGGCCUUUCUUCUGAGGUGCCUCUGGGUAGAGUCAAACUUCCAACCUUUUUGUUAGCAGUUGAGAACAUGAACCACUUGCACCGCCCAGGGACUCUCUAUGUGUUUUACGCUACCUCGGAUCCCAUUUAUUCCUUCUGUCACUCUGUGUCUAGUGAUAAAUCAACAGAUGUGUUACCUGUGCCGUUUAUAUCAAACCAUAUUUUUCCUAAUCUUCAGAGUUUUCUUGUAUAUAAGUUAGGAUGGGAUGGGUGGUAGUCAUCUAUAGAUCCCAACAUUUUAGUGGCUUUACCCAAUAGAAAUUUAUUUCUUGCUUAAGUAGUAGUUCUAGGUGUGCGUGCUGGUUGUUCAACAAUUCCAAUUCAUCAUGACCUUGUAGGACAGAGUAGAAUUGCCCCAUAGGGUUUCUAGGCUGUAAUCUUUUCUCCUACAGAGCUGCUACCCAUUACCCGUUGCCAUCGAGUUGAUUCCAACUCAUAGCUACCCUAUAGGACAGAGUGGAACUGCCCCAUAGAGUUUCCCAGGAGCUCCUGGUAUAUUCAAACUGCCAACCAUUUGGUUAGCAGCUGUAGCACUUAACCACUAUGCCACCUGGGUUUCCAACAGAGCCACUGGUGGGUUUGAGCUGCCAACCUUUGGGUUAGCAGCCCAUUGGGCCACCAGGGCUCCUUGUAUGCAGGUUGGCAGGGAUCUUUUGUACAUCUAAACUGACUUCAUUUGAAGAUCCAGAUUGACAGCAGAUUUGCCUUUUCAACACAUGAUGUCCAAGGCUACCUAGGUGUGGCAUCCCAGUCAGCCUUUGGGAGGAAACAGCCCCGAAGAUAGUGGAAGGCAGAUUUUUUAUGGCUGAGGCCUGAAAGUGGUGCAGCACAUCACAUCCUCUCCAUCCACUGGCCGGAACUCAGUCAAGUUGUCACACCUAACUGCAGUGUGGAAAAUGUAGCCUAAGUGUGGACCACAGAAAGGCACCCUCUAUACCUCGUAUUGAACCAUUCAAACACAUGGGGCAGCUACAGCUGUAAAUAUGCCUGCCCCCUGAAGGGUGUACUUGGGGGAUGUUCUACUGCUGUUCAGUCACUGCUUUGUCUUAAUUUCAAGAAGUAGCCUUCAUAACUCAGUCUCAACUGGGAAGGAUGUUCAUUGCCCCUCUGGAGAGUCAAGUCCAAAGAGUGGGCCAGCUGGAAGCUCAGCACGUGGGAGUGCACCCAUACUCUGUCUAGUGGACGCCACUCUCUAAGUACAGUAGCCUCCCUCCCCACCUUAUCCAUGGUUUCACUGUUUCGGUUACCCACGAUCCGCCAAGGUUUGAAAAUGUUAAAUGAGUACGUGGCAUGAUGAAAUCUCACACGGUGCCGCUCUGUCAUUCACAUAACUUUUACUAUAGUAUACCGUUACAAUUGUUCUAUUUUAUUAUUAGUUAUUGUUGUUGAUACCUUACUGUGCCUAAUUUAUAAAUUAAACUUUACCAUAGGUAUGUAUGUAUAGGACAAAUCAUAGUAUAUAUGGCGUUUGGUACUAUCUAAGGUUUCAGGCAUCCAUGGGAGGCCUUGGAACGCAUCCACCACCUGUGCAGUGGGAGAGGCCUCAGUUCGGGGCCCAGAUGACCACAGGCUGGCAGUGUGGCCUUGGGCAGGUCACAUUGCCCCUCUGAAUCAGUUUUCUUAUCUAGAUUGGACUAGCAGAUAUCUUAAGAUAUCUCCCAGUUCUAAAAUGGAGCGAUUCUAAGAAUUUGGCCCCUCGGCAAUCCUGUAGGGUAAUUACAACACAGUUACCAAAUUGCAGAACGUUUUACAGCCUUUACUGUCAUUUAAUAACUUUUUGCUUUAAUAAAAGGAAAAAAAGAAAAGAAAAUACCACAGAUCAUCUAUGUCCUUUAUUUAAAUGCUGUUUAGAAAGCAAAAAGGAACAAUCCUACUUGAGUGAUCAAGAGCUCAAAAGGUCAGGAAUCACACUAAAAUGUACUUUUGAUUUGAGCAAGGGCUAAAAAAAUGUUAAUCUUAUAUAACAUGUGGAGCCAUUCAUUUUGGAUAAUUUUAAACUGCCUGUUCAUCUAGCCUUACCGUUGGGCUUGACCUUUGGGCUGUGGCAUUUGGGGGCAUCAUGCUCACCAAAUAUGACUCACCGCUUAGAGAGAAUUCUCCAUUGCUCUUGUCCCUUCUACAAAUAAUAUUGCCUCUGAGCAGCCGUGUAUAUGGAACCAUUACUACUCAAUUUUGAAAAAAUAUAUAAUCAGUGAAAGGUGUUUUCGUUUUUAGCAAGUAGAUAUUUGUGGGCCAGUGUGUGUACGUGAGUCUGUUGUCUGCGUAAGAACAAUGUAUUGUGCACAUAGAAACAUCUAGAGGCUUUGUCCUGGGAAGAGCCAGGCCAGGCUUUUGAAUAAAACAUCGAGUGCCCAUAUGUUCAAGGUGUCGGGCUAAGGGAUGUGUCAGUGUUUCCAAGUGUUAGUGGCAGCUUGGACUAACAUCAGCUGAUCUUCUGCAUUUCACGUCGUGCCAGAAUUUCUGUAAAUUCACUUUGCUAGGAUCUAGGAAAAGGAGUGAGGAAAAGAGAAUUGGUUUAGCAAUAAAAGCUAUGCUGUUACUUCUCCAAAACCUUUUUUAAAAAACCUGAAUCCCCACUGUAUUAUAUUGUAUUUAAUACCUUGCCUCUUAUUGGGCCCACACCCACAAUGGGAUAAAAGAAUUGCCAGAGAACAAUGUUUGUCAAACUUGUCUGAUGAGAAGUAUUACUGGGGCUCUGUUGAAAAUUAGAGAUUUCCAGACCCCGUAGCAGUUACGUGCUACGGCUGAUAACCUAAAGGUCGGAAGUUCAAAUCCUCCAGGCGCUCCUUGGAAACUCUAUGGGGCAGUUCUACUCUGUCCUAUAGGGUCACUAAGAAUUGAAAUUGACUCAGUGCCAACGGGUUUGGUUUUUUUUUUUCUUUAGUAGUGCUGGUGCAGAAAGUCCAGGGUGAGGCCAAAGAAUCUGGUAUUUAAAAAUACAAACUCUCCAGGGCACAGCUGAGAAACACUGCUGCAGUGCAGUGGUCCCCAACUUUUCAAAAGGGAGGUGCUAUGUUGUAGCUAGGAGGCAUUAGGGGUUCGAUGGCAGAAUUGUUGCCUCCCAUGUGGGAGGCCUGGUUUGAUUCCCGGUUGGUACACCUCACGCGCAGCCACUACCCAUCUGUCAGUGCAGGCUUGCGUGUUGCUAUGAUGUUGAACAGGUUUCAGCGGAGCUUUCAGACUAAGACUAAGAGGAAAGGCCUGGCAGUCUACUUCCAAAAUCAGCCUGUGGAAACCCUGUGAAUCACAAUGGUCUGAUCUGCAAGGCAUCAUGGGGAUGAUGUAGGACUGGGCAGCGUUUCGUUCCUUUGUGCAUGAGGUCGCCAUGAGUCAAAGGCCAAUUUGACAGAGCAGCUAACAAUGACAACAAUAGUGUGGUAGCCGCCCAUGUGAGGGGCAGUGUGGGGAUAAUGAGAAAUAAUGUCACUGUAAGGCCCAGGAGGCAGAAGAUCUGGGUGAACGCCUAGCACAGCAGGCCAUCCAUCAAUAUUGAUUGACUGCAUUGGGUAAGCACUUGGCUGCUAACCAAAAGCAUGGUGGUUCAAACCCACCCAGUGACUCCGUGGGAGAAAGACCUGGAAAAAACAAGGCCCAUAAAACCCAAAGUCCAUUGCCGUCCAGUCGAUUCCAGCUCAUAGUGACCCUACAGGACAGAGUAGAACUGGCCCAUUGGGUUUCCACACAGCGCCUGGUGGAUUCCAACUGCCAACCUUUUGGUUAGCAGCCGUAGCACUUAACCACCACCAGGGUUUCCGAAAAACUAGGCAGUCCCAUCGAAUUCCAGCAUUCACAGAUUUCACUGCAUAGAAACUCAAUGGAACUGCCUUGUGUUUCUGGGUCUCAAAAGUUUUCCGCCUUUGAUAGGGUGCCAUCUUACCAUUUUUCUGUCGCCCUGUAUUAGUGGAAAAUAUUUGUUUUCCUUUUCUGACAGGUUUCUGCCUUACACAGAUUCCGGCUUUUGCAGGUUUUACUGCAUUCAAAAUCUUCAGAUGUGACAGUAGGCAUGGGGCAGGUGGCAGUCAUCCCUAAAGGUUAUGGUCAAGAAAACCCUAUGGGACAGGUCUGCUGUGUUACGUGGGGUUGCUAUGAGUCGGAAUCCACAGCAGCUAACAAAACAGAAAAUGAGGUUGCUUUGGGAAAUAAGCACAUACUGUCCCUGAAGGUAGUCUGGGUGGGUGGUAUGGGAAGGCAAAUCACAUUCAGAAGACUACUGGGUGAGCACGGGAUUAGAGGUGAGGAGGAGGAGAAAUCUAACGCCCCCCUCCUCGGCCUGGUGCAACUCCAGUCUGUUUCACAGUAUGUGAUGACCUCGUCUUUGGGACAGGAAACCAGUGACUUCAGAAGUUCCUCUCGUGGUCUGGCCUCCAGUGAGUGCUGUCAACUCUCCUGCUUUAUCUAGGCUUCCAAGGAGGGCCACCUUCUGACUGUCACAUUUCUUCUUUAAUCAUGUUUAUUCCACAGCCUGAUUACUCGCCCCCUCCUGCUGGUCUUGGAUUCGGGUGGUCUCUUUCCAUUGACUUCGCAUGUUUUUAGAUCUGGUGGGUCUUGCAGAUUGUCUGUCAGGGGGCUUGUUCCCUGGAUUGUAAUCUCAUUGUACCUACUGUCAAACCUGCCAUUGGUUUAAUAAUAGCUUUUACGAAGAGUAAACAUGUAUAUUGAUUAUUUGAGAAAGGUUAAAAUGUAAAAUUGGGUACAUUGUAGAAUGGAAGAAGCAGGUUUUCAAGUAUUGAGGGGUUACCAUGCAUUGUUAACUGGCUUUGUCAAUUAAAUGUUAACUGGUUGGCUGGCUGAAUGAAUGAAUGACAGGUUUCUGAUCUUCUUGUGGAAGGAUCCUCUUACUUUAAGACAAUGGGAUAGUGCCAGAAAGACCUGGGUUUACGUCCCAGCCUACUUCUCAGAAUCCUUUAAAAAGGACAAUCUCUCCAAGGCUCAGUUUUCUUCACGGAAAGAGGGUUUAACAGUUCCUACCUUGCUUGUUUGUUGGGAGGAUUAGAACCAGAUGCAUAGUCAGGAUUAUCACUGUGUCUGGCAUGUGCAACCAAAAUCCAAACCAGUUGCCAUUGGGUCGAUUCUGACUCAUAUAGACCCCACAUGUUGCAGAGUAGAACUGUGCUCCAUAGAGUUUUGAAGGCUGUGAUCACCAGGCCUUUCUUCUGAGGCACCUAUGAGUGGGUUCAAAGCGCUAGGAGUCGUGCUUAACCAUUUGCACCAUCCAAUGACUCCUGUCUGGCACAACCAAAAACCAAAAGCAAACCUGUUGCUGUGGGGUCGAUUCCAACUCAUAGUGACCCUAUAGGACACAUAGCCAGUGGUGAAAACUUGGUGAAUAAUGAAAGACAAAGGGAACAGCAACAAAGAGGACAUAGAUAAACAUGACCACAACAACAACAACAACAAAAAAAAAACAGCAACAAAGAGGACAUAGAUAAACAUGACAACAGGAUAUGUAAAAUCUUAAGAUGUGACUGUAGGCAGGGCAGCUGGGAGUCACCCCUGGCUGUUGUAGCUGCCUCCACCCCAGGCUUGCAGAUGAAGGCCACAUUGGGAGGAACUGAGAGCAAUUGGUAGUAAUGUAAGCUCCAAUUAGAUUUUUGUUUGUUUGCUUUUUUAACUUAACCUGGCAAGAAGAAUGUCUGAGCUCUACUGGUCAUCUGAGAGUAGGAAGAAAGUCUUGGGCCAUGUGAAAUUGUACUCCUGAAACACUUGUGCCUUAGAAACAUGGAGACGGCCAUCACAUGGUUUCCAGGGCCUGGUCUUUUAAAAUCUGAUCUUAGUGAGCAUUUUCAGCAUCUUAGGGCUUUUCUGCACUUUUCAUGGAGUGCAUUCUGAUUUCUCAGGUGAUAGUAGUGAAACCUUUAACUGCUGGUGACCCUGGCCAUGUUAGGAAAUUCCUGAAAAUUGUGAAAACUCUGAGUGGUUUGGCUGUGUUUUGACAGCAGCGUUUUAGCUGACUGGUCUGGUUUCUACUGUGAGGCUGACAACCUCCACAAGGGCCAGGGUGGAGAAAGGGGCCAGGCUAAUGCUGCCAGUGAGUGCGUGGUUAUGGGUGAAUAAUUCACAGACCUAUUUGUUAAUCAAUCUAAUGGCUAUCAUAAAUAAUUUGACUCCCUCCCCCAAAAUAAAACAAAUGAAAUAAUUGCGAGCUGCUUGAAAUAUAUAGAUUUGAAGGAACACCAAGUUAUCUAUUCAUCUUAUGGUUUGAGAGUCAGAAACCCAGUGCCGGAGAGUCAGGAAUGGGGUUUAUUUUGUGCUACCAGCAGGAAAGAGGAAUUGAGAAAUCAGGAACAAGCGUUCUUUCUACCCUGCAAUAAAGGGCCUGACUUAGCAAAACAACAAAAAUCCUACUUUUGCACCAGCAAGAGUCUUCUUGGUAUGGGUGGGGCCUGGAGAAUGGUGGAGGGGAUAUUUCAUGAAACUAAAAAGAACUUUGCUGAAUCAAGAUUUUCUCUGCAGUGCUGUUGGUCACCCAUAUGAGCAAAGUUAGAACCUGUAUUCUGUAUUUACAUGACACUCAGUCUUUUUUCCUUGGCACUCUUAACACGUUUUAAAAAUUUUAGAUAGACUCUCUAGGAUUUGCUUCAGAUUUUCUCAAUUGUCACUGUCUGGAAUUUUAGGGCUUUAGGGAGAAAUGCAGCCAAUCUGCAUAGUUUGGGAAGACAGGAAUCACACACCCAUGAAACUUAGUUAUUGUUGAAAUCACACCCACGCGAUGGGCUAACCAUAUUAUAUUCUCUAUUAACCACCUGUACUGGUGCGAACAGUUAAGCAUGCUUAGCUCCUAACUGAAAUGUUGGCGGUUCAAACCCACCAGCUCCUCUGCAGGAGAAAAGAUCUGGCAGUUUGCUCCUGUAAAGAUUCAGCCUAGAAAAGCCCUGUGGGGUAAUGCUGCUCCGUCACAUGGGGUCGCUAUGAGUCAGAAUCCAUGGUAAAAAAGAAUCCAUGGUACACACCAACAUGUGUCAGAUAGGUCCCUGGGUGGCGAAACUGGUUAAGUGCUUAACUACUAACUGGAAGAUGGGUGGUUCAAACCCAUUUGGAGGCGCCUGGGAAGAAAGCCCUGGUAACCUGCUUCCGACAGAUCACCCACUGAAAGCCCUAUGGAUCACAGUUCUACUCUUGACACACAUGGGGUCACUAUGAAUCAGAAGCGACCUGGCAGUAGCUGGUUACUAGUUAUAUGCAGGCCUGUGACCAAGACAGAGAAAGGCUCUACUUUCUCCAAGCUUAUGUUCUAGCUUGGCUAGGUAGCCUCUGAAGAAACAACCAUCCCUGAGAGCAAAACAGUAUCUAUGUAAUGGUAGCACGUUAUACUCAUCUAACAUGGGUGAAGUCAGGGCCUGCCCUGUUCACCACAGAGUCUAGCUUGGUGCUUGGCACAUAGUAGGUGCUCAGUCAACAUUUCUUAGAAUAAGUGCUUGAAUCAAUGCAUGUCUAAAUCUUAGAAUCAUAGCAUCCAAUAUGGUGUAAAAUAAAGCAGAUGAAAGAUGAAAAAUUCACAGGGAAGAAAAGUGCUUUCGGAACUUGUUUCGAUGAGACACCUCCAUCGUAAGGGAAGAACACAGACUCUGGAGUCAGGCAUACUGAAUUCAAAUCCCAACUCAGCCUCCUACUAACAGCAAGUCACUUAGUUUCUCUGAGCCUCAGUUUCCCCAACUGUAAAAAAACGAGAAUAAACCCAUUGCCAUUGAGUCGAUUCCGACUCAUAGUGACCCUAUGGGACAGAGUAGAACUGUCCCAUAGGGUUUCCAAGGAACACCUGGUGGAUUUGAACUGCUGACCCUUUGGUUAGCAGCCAUAGCGCUUAACCACUUCGCCACCAGGGUUUCCAAAAUGAACAUAAGAAUACCUAUUUCGAGGACUAAAUGAAGCAACGGUAUAAAGGUAUAAAAAGGGUAGGCUCAAAACGCCAUUCCAGGAGUUUGGAGAAAUUCAAGACAGUUAUAAUUAACCUGGAUGGGUUUAUAAUCUGAUUGGGGAGAAAAGAUCGAAACAGGUUAAAAGUUAAAUAAGAAUAAUAAAGUUAAGCAACAAUGCAAAACCGCAGCAGAUAACGCAUUCCUGAGCAGCAUGUGAUGAAAAGCCAGACAAGAUAGCCCAGGCAAUAAGGCUUUCACAAUGCAGAGGCAGGAGAAGGCCUUGCUUGUGUCUGUGGGUGAAGUGCUAGCCAACCCCUAGUUUUAUGUUGUGAAAUUUAAGACUCUUUCAUUUAUAACACAUAAGCAUUUAUUUAUAGGCAUAAAUACACAAACACAACAAAUAAAGAACAAGCCAUGAUGAAUGUUACAAAGGAAAGCUUGUAGGGAGAUGUAAGCAUUUAUUUAUAGGCAUAAAUACACAAACACAACAAAUAAAGAACGAGCCAUGAUGAAUGUUACAAAGGAAAGCUUGUAGGGAGAUGUAAGAAUAAAAGAAGGAAACUAUAAUUUUGGGGUGUUGGUGAAGACUCCCCUGAGGAAGUGAUGUUUGAACUGAUACCUGAAAAAUGGAGCCAACCCAAAGUACUUGGUGAAACAAGAACACCGAUGGCCCAAAUUAAGCAACAUCUUUUAUUUCCACAGAUAAUUAGUUUAGGGGAUAGAAAUAAAAACUGAAACACAAUUUAUAAUUGCUCUUGAUAUUAGGAAGAGUCAGUUUUCAGGAAACACACUCCCCAACAUGUGCACAAACCCACAUACUCCCUUUACCUACAUAUGUGCACGCCCACACCACACCACACUCACAACCCUCCCAUCCCACCUUGUUAUAACCAGUGUGUCAGAGUAGAACUGUGCUCUAUAAAGUUCUUCCGAGGUGCCUCUGGGUAGACUUGAACCUCCAACCCAACAGGUGACUUCUUUGUACCAGCCAUGGACUCCUGUCACCUCAUAGUGUAAUCUGAGAAAGAACGUGGAAAGAUCAUUUCAGAUACCCAAUUGGGUCCGCUCCAAUUUUUCCCACAAGCUCCUGGGGAGGAUUUCAGAGAGGUGAAAGUUUUGGUCACUGAAGACUUUGGAUGCCCUUUUCCCAGAUGAGGGGUGUGACUUGCUGGGAAGUUCACUGCUCUCAGGGUUACUGCUAGUCCGAAUCGGUUUUCAUGGUUGGCAACACAAGGCCACUCCAGCCAAUCGCAUUGCUGAAUCCUGGGUUCCUGGAACCAUGUUGGCAAAAUAGUUCAGACAAUAAUUGUUUUUCAGAUCAUGAUCACAUUAUCUAGUCAAAAACCCAAACCAGUUGCCAUUGACUCAUGGCGGCCCCAUGUGUAUCAUAGUAGAACUGUGCUCCAUAGGGUUUUCAGUGGCUGAUUUUUUGGAAGUGGAUCACCAGGGCCAGACAGGGCUCCUGUCUUGCAUUAAUGGCCAGGUACACUGCCAGCUUUUUGUCUUCUUUUUUUAAGUUUGUUUUGUGCAUCUCACCUUUUCCUAGGAAAUGUCUAAGCCAGCUGAUAUUGUCCAUUCUGGACUAUUUGAAUUGUGUUAGAAUCAAGCCAGCUUCCAGAGACACUAUUGCAUUGCAUACAUUGUCAAAUUGCACUUUAAAAGGAGAGAGGACAGGAAGUAAUCACAAAUGACUGGAAACAGCCUCAGAUUGGAAGUUAUAGCUGGGACCGGAAGAGGAGGAAGUAUAUAGUUCAGUCAAAUGAACACUUAGAGCAGAAUUGAGAGUGUUCAUUCCUCAGGCUCACUUCCACUGAGCUUAUUCUUUGUGCCAGGCAUGUGCUGAGUCCUGGGGUUACAAUGAAGAAUAAGUUCAGGUAGCAGAGGUAUUAGAAGGACACCGUGCGCCGGGUCACCCCACGGACCAGAGAUUCCUUGGCUCACUGAGGAGGUUUGGAUUUGCCUCAAAGGGAACUUCAAAAAUUGAAGUGAGAAAUCUCAAGCUGCCCGAAUUUCCCUGAAUACUCCCGUUCCACAUCCUGUGAAGGAUCGGACAAAUCAAAUUGUUGGGUUUGGGUUUCCGCAAGCCCUGGAUGCCUUUGACAUUAUGACUGCAGAGGAUUCCACCGCAGCCAUGAGCAGCGACUCCACCAUGUCCUCGGCCAAGGUGCCCGAGGGCGUGGCCGGCGCGCCCAAUGAGGCGGCGCUGCUGGCGCUGAUGGAGCGCACGGGCUACACCAUGGUGCAGGAGAACGGGCAGCGCAAGUACGGAGGCCCGCCUCCCGGCUGGGACGGGCCGCACCCGCAGCGCGGCUGCGAGGUCUUUGUGGGCAAGAUCCCGCGCGACGUGUACGAGGACGAGCUGGUGCCGGUGUUCGAGGCGGUGGGCCGCAUCUACGAGCUGCGCCUCAUGAUGGACUUCGACGGCAAGAACCGGGGCUACGCCUUCGUCAUGUACUGCCACAAGAAUGAGGCCAAGCGCGCCGUGCGCGAGCUCAACAACUACGAGAUCCGCCCGGGACGCCUGCUCGGUGUGUGCUGCAGCGUCGACAACUGCCGUCUCUUCAUCGGUGGCAUCCCCAAGAUGAAGAAGCGCGAGGAGAUCCUGGAGGAGAUCGCCAAGGUCACCGAGGGCGUGCUCGAUGUGAUCGUCUACGCCAGCGCGGCCGACAAAAUGAAGAAUCGCGGCUUCGCCUUCGUGGAGUACGAGAGCCACCGAGCUGCUGCCAUGGCGCGCCGCAAGCUCAUGCCCGGCCGCAUCCAGCUGUGGGGCCACCAGAUCGCCGUGGACUGGGCCGAGCCUGAGAUCGACGUGGACGAGGAUGUGAUGGAGACGGUGAAAAUUCUCUACGUGCGCAACCUCAUGAUCGAGACCACCGAGGACACCAUCAAGAAGAGCUUUGGCCAGUUCAACCCGGGCUGCGUGGAACGCGUCAAGAAGAUCCGCGACUACGCCUUCGUGCACUUCACCAGCCGCGAGGAUGCCGUGCACGCCAUGAACAACCUCAACGGCACCGAGCUGGAGGGCUCCUGUCUCGAGGUGACCCUGGCCAAGCCUGUGGACAAGGAGCAGUACUCUCGCUACCAGAAGGCGGCCAAGGGCGGCGGCGGGGCCGAGGCGGCGGCGCAGCAGCCCAGCUACGUGUACUCCUGUGACCCCUACACGCUGGCCUACUACGGCUACCCCUACAGCACGCUCAUCGGGCCCAACAGGGAGUACUUCGUGAAAGCAGGCAGCAUAAGAGGCCGAGGGCGAGGUGCAGCUGGCAACAGAGCCCCAGGGCCCAGGGGUUCUUACCUCGGGGGAUAUUCUGCCGGCCGUGGUAUCUAUAGCCGAUAUCAUGAAGGGAAAGGAAAGCAGCAAGAAAAAGGAUAUGAGCUUGUACCAAAUUUGGAACUCUCUGCCGUCAAUCCCGUUGCCAUUAAACCUGGUGCAGUGGCCAUCCCUGCCAUCGGGGCCCAGUAUCCCAUGUUUCAGGCCACUACAGCUCCUAAAAUGAUUGAAGAUGGCAAAAUCCACACGAUGGAGCACAUGAUCAGCCCCAUUGCUGUGCAGCCAGACCCAGCCAGUGCUGCUGCUGCUGCCGCUGCCGCCGCCGCCGCCGCUGCCAUCAUUCCCACCGUGUCAACGCCUCCACCUUUCCAGAGUUCUUCACAUUUCUCCUCCAGAUCAUACAUCUCUACCAGCCCAUCUCUCUUCACAGGAAUAAUCAAGGGCCGCCCAAUAACUCCAGUAUACACGGUGGCUCCAAACGUUCAGAGAAUUCCCACUGCCGGGAUCUACGGUGCCAGUUACGUCCCAUUUGCUGCUGCUCCAGCCACAGCCACGAUCGCCACACUACAGAAGAACGCGGCAGCCACCGCUGCCGUCUAUGGAGGAUAUGCAGGCUAUAUACCUCAGGCCUUCCCUGCUGCUGCUAUUCAGGUUCCCAUUCAUGAUGUCUACCAGACAUACUGAGACUGGUGACGAGAGCAGAGACCAACCAGAGAUACGACUGAAGGAACGCUUUACUAUUUAUGAAGAAAGACCGUGUUGGAUUAGCACACCUAUGAAACCUACUGAAAGUGAAGAAUGUUAUCAAAUAUCAUACUGAAAUAUUUUAUAUACAUGAAGUUUUCAUUAGUUUUUUAAAGACUAUUUUAAAGUUAGCAGGCCUGUGUUCAUACAUUUCUAAGGGACUUGCAUGGCACGUGCCUUAAUACCAUCUCUGAAAAGUUUGUCUACUGUAGUACAUUUGUAUAGAGGUUUGUUGUUUUUUUUAAGGAUAUAUUUUCAGUAUGAAGGUUAUUUUCUUAACUUCUGCACUCCAGAGAUUUCUAUUUUGUAGUACCUUCAAUAAUAUAUCAACUUUAUAUUAAAAAGCACAGUUGAGCAGCUAGGAAACUGUUUUGAAAAAUAUAUUAGCUAUUUAAAGAUACAAACAAUAGUGCUUUAAAACUACUACAUAAAAAAAGAAGUUAUUUUAAAAGUUAUACUGGAAAGUGCAAUUUUAAAAUGCAUAAAACCUCUGCAUUUCUGCUGGCCUGAAGGGUUGAUGGGGUUACCGUUGUGUGUUAUCCAUGAUGGUUCUGUUUUUUAAGAGAAAUUAAACACUCAGCCUCUCCUGAAGCCCAAGAUUAAAAAGACUUGUCAGACUUCAGAGUUCAAAAACUGGAAAGCUUUUACCUGCCACCAUUACCCUGGGCCUCUUCUCAUUCUCCAUGGGGCUUUGCGCCCCGGUCCUUCCAACGCUCAAUCCAACUCUGAUGUUUGGCAACUGUAGGACAGAUGAAUUAUUCUGAUAGAGGAGGGGAAAGACAAAAAACAAACAGAUGAUGGCUUUUCUACUUCUUCCUGGGCUUUCGUCGGGGUUUUUUGAUUUUUGUUUCAUUGUUUGUUGGCUGGGGAGGUAUUAUCUUCUGUGCAUGCUGUUGUCAAUAGCAGUGUGUGUGUAAGCACAAGGUUUGCAUAGCUAUUUAAUGGUCUGAGGGAAAACUUUAGUUUCCUUUCUAAUGCUUUUAUUUUAUUUUUGAAGUAUGAGUUGUAAGGACAGAGAAUAUAUGUUAUUGUAGACAAGACCACCCCCCCACCCCCCCGCCCUGCUGCCGCUCCCAGAGACUCUUGCCAGCAGAAAGCUAUGCUUCUAGUUGCCUUAUCAUGUUUCAUGCAAAAUGUCUGUGGUGGUUAGGGGUGUUGGAGACAUGUUUAUCAAGCAGGCCUUUCCUGCGUUGCUGUGCACCUGCCAGGUGAGCUGAUUCAGCUGUGCACACCCAGGGGGAGGAGGAGAGGCCAGCAGGAGUUAAGAGAGAGUUUGUAGAUAAUCUUCUAAUACUCAGUUUUUUAAGUCAUUUUAUGUUGCAGAAGUUCAUGGUAUGUAGUUGUUUGCAAAAAUAAGAUCAUUUUAUUUCACUGUUAUUAAAAAGGUUUGUUUUAUUAGGAAGUAUAUGCAUGUUGCAGUGUUUUGUGGCCUGUUUAAAGGCUUUUGUUUAGCAGAAUGAAUGUAAAAUACAGUAAAAUAUGAAGAUCGCCAUCUACUUUAUGAAAUACAUCAUCUCGGAAUUUUUUUUUAAAGGCUCUAUCAAGGAAGUGAGGUGUGCAAUAGGUAGCAAAUAUACCACUGUAUUUUUAUGUCAUGUUUGCGAUCCAUUGAAUCUUCCCACUCACUGGAUUUUUGCUGACAGCUGAAAUUCUUAUUUGUGGAUUAGUAAUAGGAUCAUGCCCUUAGCAAAUAUUUUACUUUUGUUUUAAAAUUUAAAUUAAGAGAUUCCCAAAUGUCCCUCACCCCCCUCCCCCCCCGUCUUGGGAUGAGAUGAAUUUUUUAUAUAUAAGCAAUAUUUAUUUAACUAUUCUAUAAAAUGUAUUGCGUGCCUAGUAAGGCCUUUAAACAUUCCUACCAAUCCUUUCCAUCGUUCUUCAGUGACACACAGUAAUGGUGCAAUGUUCCGAAUGUGUACCCAAAAGCUGCAUCCAAACUCAAAUCUGUUGGAAUGAGUCAUCCAACAGAAUGCAAUUUGGAUCAGAUCCUCAUCCCUUGACUUUGUGUGAAAGAAGUACCCUCCUUCCAGUGAGGGAUUAGCACAGAGUUCACUAGAUGAGAAUCAGACCCAGUGUUCUUACUGUAUUUUACAUAUGCUUGUAAAUUAUUUGCAAGAAAAAAAAAUGGUACCUUAACAUGGCAACUACCAAACUACCUUAAAAACAAAUGUUGGUGAUAUAGCCAGUUAAGUAUCAAUGAGCCUCCCAUCUGUGGUCUGUCUGUACCUAUUAUUUCAAAACCAUUUCACGUACACUACUUACUGAGGUAAGUUUAUAACUUGAAAUGUGAACUCUAUUUUUUUUUUUUAGGGUUAAGAACAAACUAUAAAUGUGAAAAAAAAAAAAAAGUUUUAGUGUUCCCUGGUCUCAAACAUGCUAGUAGUUUAGUUAUCUUUAGAUGCUUUGUACUUGAAAAGCCUUUAAAUUUAUUUAGGUCUUUCUCUACUUACAGUACAUUCUUAGGAUGUAGUAAAUAAAGCAUUCUUUAAAGCAAUUUGAAGACCUUAUUUUAAAUUGUGUUUUCUUUAUACUGAUUUUCUGUGUAACAAAAUCAGGAAAACCCUUACAGAAUGGAGGGGAUUCACUAAUGCAGUAUUUUUAGUUGGAGAAACUGACAAGUUGUUAUCUCUUUGCUUUGGAAUUAGUGUUGAAGAUGAGGUAAGUAAUUGAAUUGUGAAUUCUCAGUACCCUUAAACUUCAGCUCAGAUGAUAGAAAGUCGAACAACCAAAUAGGACUCAGCAUCUGAAUUGGGAUAGGAUGCAGCUAAGUCUGUCAUUGCUCUCAGUACUGAAGUUUCUUAUCUUCCCAGGAGCUUUAUACCCAGAACUCUACAUGGAGGCAGUUGUUGUAACCUUGAGUUCUUUGGUGGUCUUAUAAAAGUGCUGGGGUGACCUUGAUGUUGGUCACUGCACCUGAAACCAAAGCCUUCUGUCUCUCUUUUUCACAGUGCAUAGCAAGGUUAGACAGAACAUUUCCUUCCCUUUUUUUUCUAAAGCUCACCCCAUAACUUGAGACAAAUAAUAUCCAUCAGCAAAGUCAAUCAAAGAAUUCGAAGGAAAGUGGUGGGUUCUUAAUGGAAUUACUUGUAAAAAUUGCCUAACUUGCCUUUGCCAAUGAUUAAGACUAAGAUUAAGAAUUUACCUUCUUAAUCUUGAGCCUGGGUAAUGGCCUUCUGAUCUGUGUUUCUUGGAAUUCUAACUUCCUGCUUCCUCUUUAAAGGAUAAAGGCCUUUUUAGAAGCAGAACAGGCUGGGAAGCUUCCCAAGAUGACAGAUCACUGGGCACUGGUUUUAAGGGCAACAAGACCUGCUGGUUCCUUUAUGUUAAAAGUACAGACACCCUUCAAGUUUCAGGAUCACAUUCAAAGUUAGGUUGACCAAGUUGAAAAAAAGAAUUAACAAUCAUGCAAAACACGUGGUGCCAGACCUCAUUCUAGGUGCUACAGCCAAAACAGGAACAAAACCAACAAAAUCCUGUACUCGCAGACUUAAAUAUUCUAAUGGGAGAACACAGAUAAGAUGAACAGGUAACAAGUAUGCUGGGUGGGAUAAAUGCUGUGUUUCUGUGGUUCAUAAGCCUCUGGCUUCCAUAAUCUCCGGUGGAUCUAACAGUAACUCUGCAAUGUAGUUAAGUCAGAUAUGCAACUGGCCAAGGUCACACAGGUAAGAACCAGGACUCAAACCUGUGCUCAGGGCUUAAAUUUCCAGGUUCUUUCGAGCACCACACUGCCCCUGGAAACGGAUAAAACCAGUCAUGCCAAGGGCCAAUUUCAAAGCCCAAGUGAAAGAAAAGCCAAACAUUUUUUACCAGUGUAGUUUCUUUUCUGGUGGCUUUCAGUGUAUUGUCAUAAGCAACAUUUUUACUCAGGGAAUGGGAACUGAGUGACUGAAAAAGCCUACUCAGCCAGGAAGACAUAGCAGCUGUAAGUAGGGCCAGUAAAAAUGUAUAAAGAAUUCUAUCUGCAAGGCUACGCAAAGAUUAUGGAGGAGGCUGCAGAACUAUCACAGGGAGUCAACUAUUCUGGUUAGUCACCUGGAAUAGGUGCCCCAUUUUUUUUUUAAUUCCAAAAAUAUUUGUCAUAAUAACCUAAGGACUUACUGAGUUGAAAGUAAAAAACUAAUGACUACAGUGCAGAAAAUUAAAAAAACAUUGUUCUGAUUUUUCUUUUCUUGUGAAGGGUAAUCCUAUGUACAGUUCAACAUUUUUGGGUUGCUGUUACAUGACAUGCACUAUGCUGGGUACACUGUUAGGUAUAAUUGAUUUUACUGGUUUACUAGAUCCUCUUUCAAGGGCACCAAGGAUACUUGACUAUUCAAAAGGAAUACAAGUGAUAUUAUCCCAAUUAUUAAGCAGUGUUUAUUGUAAAGUCUUUGGGGCACUCAGCCUUUAUAUCCAACUUUGUUUUAAAAAAAAUACAUACCAAGUAUGACAUUUUGGCAUGGCUGUUUUGAUGAAAUGACAUCAUGACUUUUUCCCCUGCCACCCCCACCAAAAGUACAUCUUCAGCUUUUUAAAAAAGUAAUAUGACACAGAUAUCUUACCUUGUCCUUGCCCUGCAUCUUCCUUGUCACAUCCACCAUCCGUGACUUCCCAAGGUCAAAGGUGGGACUAAGUUUAAGUAUAGGAUGAGACAUAGGAAACGUCCACAGCAUCAAAGCAGCUGGGACAAAAUAUUUUGCUUCAAUUCCAAGUUCUAAGCUGCUGGACUAGAUGCACCUCCAGCCUUUUCUUUCUCCUCUUUCCCUCAUUAGUCUUUACCCCUUCCUCUACACCAGUUCCCACCGAGUUGAUUCCAAGUCAUGGCAACCUUGUGUGUGUCAGAGUAGAACUGUGCUCCUUGGGGUUUUCAAUGGCUGAUUUUUUCAGAAGCAAAUCAAGGUUUUCUUCUGAGGUGUCUCUAGGUGGACUCAAACCUCCAGUUUUUGGUGAGCAGCUGAAAGUGUUAACCGUUUGUAUACCCAGGGACUCUCUCCCCUUUCUAGAUACCUGGUAUUCCUAUUUCUUAACACCUCACACCAUAAACCUGAAAAGAAUGAUCGUCCAAACACCACAAUGAACAAGCACUGUGGACUAGUGGAACAAGGCUGGGUUUAUGGUCAGAAUGCUUAGGGGUAGAACCAUAGCUUUGCUACUUGCCAGCUGUGUGACCUUAAAAAAGAUAACUCACAUCCUUGGGCACAGGUUUCUUAACUGGUGAAUUAGAGAUAAAAACCUGACCUCAUGGAGUUAUUGUGAAGACCAGAUGAGUUAAUCUAAAAAAGUCUAGUGUAUUGUAGGCACCUCAAGAAACACUUCCUUCCACCUUUCUAAACCGUAGUGUGAAUGUGUAUCACUAUAUUAAUUCCUUCAAGCCUUUCCAUUUUAAGCAUCCUUAUUCUUUUGUUCACCCAUUUAUUCAACAAAUACUUGAGUGUCAACUAUGUGCGAGGCACUGAGGGGGACAACGAUCAAUAAAAUCAACCAUCUCUGCCCUCCUAAACUACCAGGCAUGAUUCAGACAGUGAAGCAAGGGCUGUGAUAUUGGAGGGGUGCCCACUCAGACUUGGAGAGGGGGUUAAGGGUCAAAGAGUGAAUGAAGGCUUUCAGGAGGAAGUAGCAUCUGAGCGGAGGUUUACAGGAUGAGUAGGAGUCAGGCAGGUAAGCAAGAGGAAAGAGAACAGAGAACAAGUGGUGCCCAGGCCCAAGAGAAAGAGAAUGUGGUAUAUUCAUGGACCUGAAAGAAGUUAAGUGUGGCUGCCUCAGAAGAGAAAUAGUGUGUGAAGAGCUCAACCUUUGUUCCGGUUCCACCUUAAACAUGGUUCCUGGCCCUAUGUUCUCUGUGAAAGGAAGAGAUGUGGUCCCUGUAACAAGGAAGUUGGGAGCCAAUAACCAAAUGGAGAGAAGCCUAAAUCCUUCCUCCUUAGGACUUUGAGUUCUUUCAGAAAAUGGUAGCGCUCUACCUUUAUCUAAGCUAUAGAAGCUGAUGGGUUGCCUUUAGCAGUCAGCAGCAUGGUGCACCUGAGAGCUCCCCCUAGUGGGUUACUCUCUCCCUGAGUCCUUUCUGGCCCCAAGUGAUGCCCACCAACCCUAAUCAUGCUUGGGAGAGUUUGCCAAGACUCUGAGGGCUGCCUGCCUCUUCCUUCUACAGGCCUGGGUCCCAGCCUCUGGGACAUUUCAUCCUUCUUUUCUGGGUCAUACAGCUCCUGCAAGUAUCUCUGAGGGUGUCCCCAUUCUCCCUAGGUAAACCCUCUGUGGGACAGGAAUGCAAAGUUCUCACAAAAGUGUUGGAGGCCUAUAGUCCUCCAGAUGAUUGUGACCAUGGAUGAGGGUCCCAAGUAAAAUCUUCACAGUCACAUUGACUACCUCAAUAGAAUCAUAUUUCCAUGCAACUCCACUCUGGGCUUCAUUCUACUCCCAAUCAAAGGCAACAGCAAACCUCAUAUUUGCAAGAAAUAUGACCUUACCUGAGCUAAUUUUUAGCCACCCUUAUUUCUUGGCUUGCUCUACUUUGUUUGUCAAAAGUCUUCAUUAAUGAUUAACCAACCACAAGGUUUAAAUAGGCCUUAGUCAUUCUGAGGCAGGAAAGACGUGUCGCUGAAGCCCAGCUGUUUCUGAGAUGACCUUGCUGGGGGUACUGGGUCAAGACAUUUUGAGCUUAUGGUAUUAUGAUAACAUGGGGCCAAACUAGUUCAGUUUUGCUGAGAUUAUUCUCCUUUUUAAGGACCUUUGUUCCAAACUGUGGUGUCACCAGGGCACGGUAUCAUGUCUAUCAGCCUCACCAUCCUUCAUUGCCAUCCCAAUUCAAAUAUGGCUGUUUGACUCUUUCUCAAUGUAAAGUGCUAUGCCAAUUCAGCUUCCAGAAAAGCCCCUAAUCUCCCAUUUCUGUAAGAUGCUGUCCUAAAAAGAGAAAUUCUGGAAAUGCAACUGAUUCUCAAAGUUCUUUAGCAUUGCUGUUGUUGUUAUUUGCUGUUGAGUUGAUUUUGACUCAUGAAGACCCCAUGUGUGCAGAGUAGAACCGCUCCAUAGAGUUUUCAAGGCUGUGACCUUUUGGAAGCAGAUCGCCAUGCCUGUCUUCUAAGGUGCCUUUGGGCAGGUAUGAAUGAGCAACCUUCCACCUGACCACUUAACUGUAUGUGCCACCCCUGGUAUUUCUAGAAGGAAUCUUUUUUGAGCAGAAGAGAAUAUCAAAGAUCUAUUCAGUAUAAUUUCCCAGCCCUCAAGUACAAAUGUCCAACUCAUUGAGUGCUCAGUCAAGGCUUUCCCUCAGCAAGCAUUUCAUUUUCUUUUUCCUCAUUUUCCUUAUGCUUGUGAAUAAUUUUAUAGCCUAAGAGAGUGAUCACUCAGCAGGAGAUAAGGAUAAUAGCUGACCUUAUGCCAGUUGAAUACUGAAAUAUGUCAAGAAUUUACAUGAAUUUUUUAUAACUUAUUUUUUAUUGUUGAGAAUAUGUACAGCAGAACAUACAUCAAUUCAACUGUUUCUACAUGUACCAUUCAGUGACAUUGAUUACAUUCUUGGAGUGGUACAACCAUUCUCACCCUCCUUUUGUGAGUUGUUCCUCCUCCGUUAACAUUAUCGGCCCCGUAAGAUUUCUCUCUAAUCUUUCAAGUUGUUGUUAAUUUGAUCCCAUAUAGCUAGUUCUUAAAAGAGCAUAGUGCUCAAGGAAGGCAUUUUUUUACUAGUUAAGCUAAACUACUGUUUGGUUUUAAGAAGACUUCAGAGGAUAUUUUUGAUUUAAGUCUUAAAGAUUAUCUCAGAACAAUAGUUUUGGGGGUUCAUCCAGCCUCCAUGGCUCCAGAAAGUAUUGAGUCCAUAAGAAUUUGAAAUUCUGUUCUGCAUCUUCCCCCUUUUAAUAAGGAUUCUUCCACAGAAUCCUUAUCAAAACGUUCAGUAAUGGUAGCUGGGCACCGUCCAGUUCUAGUCUCAUGGCAAAGUAGGCAGCUGUUCAUGGAGGUAAUCAACCCCACAUUCCAUUUCUCCCUUCUAUUCCUGACUUUCCUUCUUCCUCUGUUGCUUCAGGAGAAUAGACACUGAUUUUUAUGCCUUGGAUGGCCAUGGACGGUGUUUUUGAACUUUUAUUAAAAAAAUAAUGUAGAUACAGAAAAAUGCGUGUGUCAUAUAUAGCUUGAUAAAUUUUCACAAACUGAGCACAUCCAUGUAACCAGCAGUCAGAUGAAGACAUAGAACAUGACCAGCAUUUCAGAAGCUUCCCAAUUGGUCUUUGCAGUCACUCACUGCCCUCUCAACAAUGGCAACCAGUAUCAUGAUGUCUAACAGCAUAAAUUAGUUUUGAGUGGAUCAUUUUUUAAUAUUUGAGGUGAGUACUGUUAUUGUCCCUGUUUUGCAUUUAAAAAUCAAGGAGACAGAAGGAGGUUUAAUAACUUGCCCAAGACCACAUACCUAGUAUGUGAAAAAGCUUGGGUUUGACUUCAGGUCAUGUAACCCCAGAGCCAAGUCGUUUACCACUCAGCUUUCACAGAAGAAGUUGAAGGGGGAGGGUAUUAUAAUUUAACCAUUUAGUAAGGGCUUAAACUCAUUUGUUUGUUCUAGAAGUUACAAUAAUCUCCUAACACAGUCCUUUCACCAUACAGGCCACUGGAGCAAGUGGAAAGAAGAGAAAUCAACAUGCAUGUAGGUGAUAGCAGAACAUGGCGUGCACAAGCUUUUGGAAUUUCCAGGUCCUGUAGGAUGACCUAUCUACAUUUUCUUUUUUCCCCAUAGCCUCCAAAUAACUUGCACUCUGCACUUUAUGUAAUUUUGCACCCAGUAAGGGAAGGUAUAAACUAAUUCACACUGAGGUGAGCUAUGUGUUUUCAGUGAGGACAAAUCUCCUGUCCAAUAAGCUGAGAAAUAAAGUCCUAAUUAUGGAUUUAAGGCCAUAGCUCAUCAAAGAGAAUGACUUCAAGGGUCAGAAGGUCCUUGGCAUGCCCAUGACAUGGUACCACAAAAGAAUUCUGAGUUGUCUGCCGGGGGGCUAGUAAUUGGUCCCCUGGAAAGUUCACUGAAUAAUGUUAAUGACCAGUGUCCAAUUAUGGGACAUAAUGUAUAAAAAGGAAGCCCUGGUGGCGUAGUGGUUAAGAGCUACAGCUGCUAACCAAAAGAUUGGCAGUUUGAAUUCACAGGCACUCCUUGGGGCAGUUCUACUCUGUCCUAUAGGGUCACUAUGAGUUAGAAUCAACUCGACGGCAAUGGGUAUAUGGGUAUUACUGUAUAGAAUACUGGAAAGACAUUUCAACCAAGAAAUCUCCUUUAUUCUAAAACAUUAAUCAUAUUAUUAUUAAUAAUAAUAGCUUACCUUUCAGUAACAUUUCACUGUCCACAUAUUGCUUUCUUAACCGCUAUCUUGCUUGAGCCCCAUAACCAUCUUGUGAGAUAGUUGCAGAAGGCAUUCUAUUUCUUCUCCUUCUCCUCAUUGGUUUAAACAUUCAUUCAUUCAAGAAAUUGUUAUUAAGCAUCUACUAUGUCUCAGGCUUUGUGGUGGGGCCUAGACAUACCAUGGUGAGCAUUAUUUCCAUUUUAUCGAGGAAGAAAUUGAGGCCCAAAAAGGGUUCUUGACUUGCCCAAGAUCACAAAGCUACUCUAUCUAAAAUAACAUUCUGUGACUGUUUAACGUGCCAGUGUCUGUGCCAGAUACUUUAAAUGCUGUAUCCCAUUAUAUCCUUCCAACAGCUCUACGAAUUUGAUAAAACCAAAAACCAAACCAGUUGUUACUUUGUCAAUUCCAACUCAUGGUGACCCCCUGUGUGUCAGAGUAGAACUGUGCCUCAUGAGAUUUUCAAUGGCUGACUUUUCAGAAGUAUAUCACCAGGCCUUUCUUCUGAGGCACCUCUGGUGGACUCAAAUUGCCAACCUUUUAGUUAGCAGUCAAUUAUGUUAACCAUUUGCACCAACAAGUAAAGAAAUUUAGGUUCAGAGAUAGGUUAAAUGACUGCCCAACAUCCCACCAGCAUUAAAACCCACGAAAGUCUGACUCCAGGGAAUGAGAGCUUAAACAUUACUUUGUCGUUGUUAGGUGCCAUUGAACAACCUUGCUGUUGGUAGGUGCCACUAUGAGUUGGUUCUGACUCAUAGUGACCUCAUCUACAACAGAAUGAAACAUUGCCUGCUCUUGUGCUAUUCUCAUAGUCAUUGCUAUGUUUGAGCCCCUUGUUGCAGCCAUUGUGUCAACCCAUUUCAUUGAGGAUCUUCCUCUUUUUUCUGGACCCUCUGCCAAGCAUGAUAUCGUUUUCCAGAAACUGGUCCCUUCUGAUAACAUGUCCAAAGUACGUGAGAUGAAGUCUGGCUAUCAUCACUUCUAAGGAGCAUUCUGGUUGUACAUCUUCCAAGACAGACUUGUUUGUUCUUCUGGUAGUCCAUGGUAUAUUCAAUAUUCUUUGGCAGCACCAUAAUUCAAAUGCAUCAAUUCUUCUUCAGUCUUUCUUAUUCAUUGUCCAACUUUCAGAUCCAAAAAUCAAUAGUAUCAGUGAUCCAUCUGAAACCUGAAUGGUCCUCACUGAAGCUUUGACUUCAGUCCAAAUAAUCCAAGGAUAAGAGCCAUAUGGUUCUGUGGGAGCCUGUCAAAUGACAUUGUUGGCUCAAGGACAAGCCUGAGUUCUUGAGUUAAACAGACAUUCCACUGCAUCUUUUACAGAACAGCUUCCUCACCCAAAUGUAAAAUAUAACCAUUUAAACUGAACUGGAAAUAAAGCCCUUAGAAUUUGGAUUUUUAGGAAAAAAGCAACAACUUGAUGCUUUAAUUUAAACACUCUGACCACAAGAGCUGGAAUACCUUAGAGAUAGAAGCCAGACUGACCACUGAAGUCUCCAGUUUCACUUUUCAGAAUGCUCCACCUGGUAAUCUGAGUGCUUCUGAACCCGUUCCUAUCCCAAACUUAGUCCCAUCAUAGGGCAAUCACAUGCCUCAGGGAUAAAUUACUCAAUAAACAAGAUAAGCAUGUGCUUAGCGCAACAACAGAACAGGGGCACCAGUUGUCCAAAGCAAAGACCCAUACAUGAACAUCACAGUGAAAGGGAAGUGGCAGGGCUCUAAAUGAAAUUGUUACCAUUUUAUAAAUUUUGUAUAUGGUAACAAUUAUAUUUUCCUUUACAUUUUGGAUUGAUAGGGUAUGUCUUCACAUUCAGUCCUCUCCAUUGACCACUUAAGAACGCACCAGUGACACUAUAAUCACAUAACUCACAACAUACCUGAUCCUGUGCAAAGCAAACCAAAAUGCAAAGUGCAAAGGGAACUGAAAUUUGUAUCAUGCUCUUUGGGAUCGCUCUUGCCUCUGUCGGAUAUCAGCUGUAGUCCAAGGAACCGUGAAGACACAGCAUCAAAGGACAGAAAAUGAGUGUGCGAUUUUUAAGUAUUAUUUCAAGAUAAGAAGCACUCCUGGAAAUCUGUGAAGGGUCCACCAACAAACAUUGUACCACAAAUGAAUGAAAUUAUUUCUGACUGCCUAGUAAGUACUAAUUCUUUUGACUAUGUCAGACCUGAAGAACAAAACUACAUGUUCCAAAUCAAUUUUUUAGUUACUAAUUUUCAAAAACAAAUUUUUGUGUUAACAUCCAAAUUGAAAUGUGAAUUUUUUUCAUAAAUUUUACUUGUUUUAUGUUUUAUCUAUUUGCAAAUAUUCAAAUUUAUUUGCUACAGUAGAACUGAAUUUAAAAAGUGACAUAAUUUUAUAUCCAGGUAAAAUGAGAGAGCAACAGUUAAGUGGAGCACAAAAACAAAAGCUCACAGGAGAUAAAAAGAAAAAGAUGUGUGAAUCCCUAAAGAAAAUUCCAAAUUUAACUUCCUUUUUAAGAAGUAAUGAAUUAGGAGGCAGGGCCAAGAUGGUGGAGUAGUCAGACCCUUCCAGUGAUCUCUCUUACAACAAAGACCCCCCCCAAAAGUGAAAUGAUUGUAUUUAUAACAAGUUAGGAGCCCUGAACAUCAAAGGCAAAGUUAGAAAACAGACUCAUUGGCAGGGGGAGGAAGAGAUGGUUCAGAAGUGGAGAGGAGUUGCUGGACCUGAAUUGCUGGGAACCCUCAGGCACCAUCCCCAAGAGCAACUGCGGCUGGCUGGUGGUAGCAUUUGGCUGCAGUUUCCUCAGGGAGAAACAGCCAGCUGCACAGCCUACUCACACCAACGGAACUAGAGAAGAAUAUCACUCUCAGCAAAAGCUAAGUACUUGAGUACAACUUACCACACUCCCAGCCCCCAACCCAGGUUCAGUGGCUGUUGAUUUCCCUAGACAGGUGAUAGGUGCUGCUGAAUGACCUGAGCCAUUCUCCCAGCCAUAGAGAAGGAAUAAAUUCACAAUUGCGGGAAAAGAUAAUCUGCCAGCUCCACUAACCUGGGGAGCUCUGGACAGAAGCAGCUCCUGUCAGGCAUAAAAUGUCCAUGGACUUUGAAUACAUUUCCCCCCUGCAUGGACCUGUGUGGGCCAAUUUCAGGAGAAUAGGCCCUUGUUGGCAGACUGCACCUGUUUCAGCUGUGGAGUGGAGAGGUGGAUAUUUGAUGUUUGACACCACUUUGCCUAUUGAACAGGGUCCUCACCCACCCACAUCAGGGGCAUAAGGACUGGUGGCUCCACUCAGGUUGCCCACUGGCCUGUGAUAGGGGUCCAAGGAUAACUGGUACCUCCCAGUUCUUACAACCAAAAGCAUUGGGAGCCCAUCUGCAGAACCCACCCACUUGUGUGCUUUAGGGAACAGGGACACACUUUCCUCACAGACACUUGGGGAUGGUUGCCAGCACUCUACCUUGUUCAGAGAGUGACCCACUGCUGCAGCAAGAUACCAGUACCUACACCAAUCGCCACUGCCCCUCUAAGACUGUAGGACAGAGCCUGGACCACACACUUGGUGACCAACUACCUGGACACCUGAGCUGAAUCCAUACAGGAAAAGUGAUUGAACUCCUAGGCUCAUAUACCUGAUAACAGCUCUAGCCAUCUUCUGACAGGACAUUAGAGCUUCAAAGGCAAAAAUAAGCUAGCUUACUCAAACAACCUAUUUGGGCAUAUCAAAACAAAACAAAGCAAGAUGCUAUGACACAGUAAACAAGCAUAAAUUAAUACAAUAACUUACAGGUGUCUCUGAGGCAACAGUCAUAUCAAGUCACAUAAAGAAACAGACCAUGAUCACCUCAACAAGCUCUCAAAACAAAGAAUCAAGGGAACUUCUGGAUGAAGGUGCCUUCCUGGAAUUACAAGAUAUUUCAGAAUAAACCAACCAAAAAAAACCCUCAGUGCCACUGAGUCGAUUCAGACUCAUAGUGACCCUAUGGGACAGAGUAGAACUGCCCCAUAGAGCUUCCAGGGAGCACCUGGCAGAUUCAAACUGCUGACACUUGAGUUAGCAGCCAUAGCACUUAACCACUACCCCUCCAGGGUUUCCAGGUGCAGAAUACAAAAGAUUAAUAUACAGAACUCUUCAAAACAUCAGGAAGGAGAUCAGGCAACACACAGAACAAGCCACAAACACACAGAUAAAGCAGAUGAAGAAAUUAAAAAGGUUAUUCAAGAACAUAAAGAAAAAUUUAAUAAGCUGCAAGAAUCCAUAGAGAGACAGCAAUCAGAGAUUCAGAAGAUUAACAAUAAAAUUACAUAAUUAGACAACUCAAUAGAAAUUCAGAGGAACAGAAUUGAGCAAGCAGAAGGCAGAAUUGAUAAGAUUGAAGAUAAAGCACUUGGCACCAAUAUAUUCGAAGAACAAUCAGAUAAAAGAAUUAAAAAAAAAUGAAGAAAGCCUAAGAAUCAUGUGGGAUUCUAUCAAGAGAAAUAACCUAUGAGUGACUGGAGUACCAGAACAGGGAGGAACAACAGAAAAUACAGAGAUAAUUGUUGAAGAUUUGUUGGCAGAAAACUUCCCUGAUAUCAUGAAAGAUGAGAAGAUAUCUAUCCCAGAUGCUCAUUGAGCUCCACCUAAGGUAGAUCUUAAAAGAAAGUCACCAAAAUAUAUAAUCAAACUUGCCAAAACCGGAGAUAAAGAGAGAAUUUUAAGAGCAGCUAGGGAUAAACAAAGAGUCACUUACAAAGGAGAGUCAAUAAGAAUGAACUCGGACUACUCGGCAGAAACCAUGCAGGCAAGAAGGCAAUGGGAUGACUUAUAUAAAGCAUUGAAGAAAAAAAAUUGCCAGCCAAGAAUCAUAUACCCAGCAAAAUUGUCUCUCAAAUAUAAGGCAAAAUUAGGGCAUUUCCAGUUAAACAGAAUUUUAGGGAAUUUGUAAAAACCAAACCAAAACCACAAAAGUAGUUUGUAGAGUUCUUUGGUUAGAAAAUCAAUAAUAUCACAUAUCAGCCCAAGCCUAGAACACUGAACAGAGCAAUCAAAUGUCAACCCAGAUAGGGAAAUCAUAAAAAUAAAUCAAGAUUAAAAAAUGCUCAUACAUGGAAACAAUGAUGUCAUUACGUAAAAGAAGUCAAGAUUAAAACAAUAAACAGGGACUAAGAAAUGUAGUCAUAGAUCUUUCAUAUGGAGAAGACAAGGCGAUAGAAAGAAAGAAAUGUUAAGUUUAAACUUAGAAAAAUAGGCAGAAAUAUUAAGGUAACCACAAAUGGGACUAACAAUCCUACACAUCAAAAGAAAAAAUAGAGAUUCAGCAGAAACAAAAUCAACAAUAACAAAUAAGAGGAAAAAGACAACAUAUAAAAACAAACUACUCAGCACAAAAAAAUUAAGUGGGAAAAAGAAACUGUCAUCAACACACAAAAAAAGACAUCAAAAUGACAGCAUUAAACUCAUACCUAUCCAUAAUUACAAUGAAAGUAAAUAGACUAAAUGGACCAAUAAAGAGACAGAGAGUGGCAGAAUGGAUAAAAAAAACAUGGUCUGUCUAUAUGCUGCCUACAAGAGACACACCUUAGACUUAGAGACACAAACAAACAAAAACUCAAAGGAUGAAAAAAAUAUAUCAAGCAAACAACAAUCAAAAAAGAGCAGGAGAGGCAAUGUUAAUUUCUGACAAAAUAGACUUUAAAGUUAAAUCCACCACAAAGGAUAAGGAAGGACACUACAUAGUAAUCAAAGGGACAAUAUAGCAGAAGGAUAUAACCAUAUUAAAUAUUUAUGCACCCAAUGACAGAGCUGCAAGAUACAUAAAGCAAACUCUAACAACAUUGAAAAGUGAGAUAGACAGCACCACAAUUAUAGUAGGAGACUUCAACACACCACUUUCAGUGAAGGACAGAACAUCCAGAAAGAAGCUCAAUAAAGACACGGAAGAUAUAAUGCCACAAUCAACCAACUUUACCGCAUAGACACACACAGAUCACUCCACCCAAUGGCAGCCAAGUACGACUUCUUUUCCAGCGCACAUGGAACGUUCUCUAGAAUAGACCACAUAUUAGGUCAUAACACAAGCCUUACCAGAAUCCAAAACAUCAAAAUAUUGCAAAGCAUCUACUCUGACCACAAGGCCAUAAAAGUAGAAAUCAAUAACAGAAAAAGGAGGGAAAAGAAAUCAAACACUUGGAAACUGAACAAUACCCUGCUCAAAAACGACUGGGUUAUAGAAGACAUGAAGGAUGGUAUAAAGAAAUUCAUAGAAUCCAAUGAGAAUGAAAACACUCCCUAUCAGAAUCUUUGGGACACAAUUAAAGCAGUGCUCAAAGGUCAAUUUAUAUCAAUAAAUGCACACAACCAAAAAGGAGAAAGGGCCAAAAUCAAAGAACUAUCCCUACAACUGAACAAAUAGAAAGAGAGCAACAAAAGAAACCCUCGGGACCAGAAGAAAGCAAAUUAUAAAAAUUAGAGCAGAAUUAAAUGAAAUAGAAAACAGAAAAACAAUUGAAAGAGUUAACAAUACCAAAAGCUGGUUCUUUGAAAACAUUAACAAUAUUGAUAAACUGCUGGCUAAACUGACAAAAGAAAAACAGGAGAGGAAGCAAAUAGCCCAAAUAAGAAAUGAGAUGUGAGAUAUUACAACAGACCCACUGAAAUUAAAAGAAUCAUAUCAGAUUACUACAAAAAAUUAUACUCUAACAAAUUUGAAAACCUAGAAGAAAUGGAUGAAUUUCUAGAAACACACUAUGUACUUAAACUAACACAAACAGAAGUAGGACAACUAAAUAAACCCAUAACAAAAGAAGAGAUUAAAAAGUAAUCAAAAAAUUCCCAACAGACAUCUAAGUCAAUUGGCAAAAUAAAAUCUCUUAAGAAAACAUUCUGCAUCCCACUUUGAAGUGUGGCGUCUGGGGUCUUAAAUGCUAGCAAGCGGCCAUCUGAGAUGCAUCAAAGAGUCUCAACCCACCUGGAUCAAAGGACAAUGAAGAACACCAAGGUCACAAGAUAAUUAUGAGCCCGAGAGACAGAAAGGGCUACAUAAACUAGAGACUACAUCAUCCUGAGGCCAGAAAAACUAGAUGGUGCCCGGCCACAACCGAUGACUGCCCUGACAGGGAGCACAGCAGAGAACCCCUGAGGGAGCAGGAGAUCAGUGGGAUGCAGACCCCAAAUUCUAAUAAAAAUACCAGCCUUAAUGGUCUGACUGAGACUAGAGGAAUCCUGGCGGUCAUGGUCCCCAAACCUUCUGUUGGCCCAGGACAGGAACCAUUCCCAAAGACAACUCAUCAGACAUAGAACGGACUGAGCAAUGGGUUGGAGAGAGAUGCUGACGAAGAGUGAGCUACUUGUAUCAGGUAGACACUUGAGACUGUGCUGGCAUUUCCUGUCUGGAGGGGAGAUAGGAGGGUAGAGAGGGUUAGAAACUGGCAAAAUUGUCACAAAAGGAGAGACUGGAAGGAGGGAGUGGGCUGACUCAUUAGGGGGAGAGUAAGUGGGAGUAUGGAGUAAGGUGUAUAUAAGCUUAUAUGUGACAGACUGACUUUAUUUGUAAACGUUCACUUAAAGCUCAAUAAAAAUUAUUAAAAAAAAAAAAAAGACCAGACUUAAUGGUCUGGCUGAGACUAGAAGGACCCAGUGGUCAUGGUCCCCAAACCUGCUGUUGGCCCAGGACAGGAACCAUCCCCGAAGCCAACUCAUCAGCCAUGGAUUGGACUGAACAAUGGGUUGGAGAGAGAUGCUGAUGAGGAGUGAGCUACUUGCAUCAGGUGGACACUUGAGACUAUGUUGGCAUCUCCUGUCUGGAGGGGAGAUGGGAGGGUAGAGGGGGUUAGAAACUGACAAAAUGGUCAUGAAAGGAGAGACUGGAAGGAGGGAGCGGGCUGACUCAUUAGGGGGAGAGUAAAUACGAGUAUGUAGUAAGGUGUAUAUAAGUUUACAUGUGAGAGACUGGCUUGAUUUGUAAACUUUCACUUAAAGCACAAUAAAAAUUAUUAAAAAAAAAAAAAAAAACUCCCAACAAAAGAAAGCCCUGGCUCAGACGGCUUCACUGCAGAGUUCCACCAACCUUUCAGAGAAUAGUUAACACUGCUACUACUAAGGGUAUUUCACAGCAUAGAAAAGGAUGGCAUACUCCUAAGCUCAUUCUAUGAAGCCAGCAUAUUCCUGAUACCAAAACCAGGUAAAGAAACUACAGAAAAAAAGAAAAUUACAGACCUAUAUCCCUCAUGAACUUAGAUGCAAAAAUUCUCAACAAAAUUCUAGCCAAUAGAAUUCAACAACAUAUCAAAAAAAUAGUUCACCAUGACCAAUGGGAUUCAUACUAGGUAUGCAGGGAAGGUUCAACAUUAGGAAAACAAUUAAUGUAAUCCACCGUAUAAAUAAAACAAAGGAUAAGAGCCACAUGACCUUAUCAAUUGAUGCAGAAAAGGCAUUUCACAAAGUUCUACACUGAUACAUGAUAAAAAAAAAAACUCUCAGCAAAAUAGGAAUAGAAGGAAAAUUCCUCACCAUAAUAAAACACAUCUAUACAAAACCAACAGCCAACAUCAUCCUAAAUGGAGAGAGUCUGAAAGCAUUCCCCUUGAGAUCGGGAAUCAGAAAAGGAUGCCUCUUAUCACCACUGUUAUUGAACAUUGUGCUGAAGUUCCUAGCCAGAGCAAUUAAGCCAGAUAAAGAAAUAAAGGGCAUCCAGGUUGGUAAGGAAGAAGUAAAAGUAUCUCUAUUUGUAGAUGAUAUGAUCUUUUACACAGAAAACCCUAAAGAGUCCUCAAGAAAACUACUGAAACUAAUAGAAGAGUUCAGCAGAGUAUCAGGAUAUAAGAUAAACAUACAAAAAUCAGUUGGAUUUCUCUACAUCAUCACAAAAAAAAAAAAACAUUGAAGAGGAAAUCACAAAAUCAAUACCAUUCA
Loxodonta africana (African savanna elephant) is the source of this 36168-nucleotide messenger RNA. It is a transcript of the gene RBM47, whose product is annotated as RNA binding motif protein 47. Gene Ontology annotation, cellular component: nucleus. Gene Ontology annotation, molecular function: mRNA binding. The record is from RefSeq and is a predicted model, not a curated record. Bases 16124 to 17974 code for a protein of 616 amino acids. The transcript has 8 exons. NCBI's taxonomy places the organism in Eukaryota, Metazoa, Chordata, Mammalia, Proboscidea, Elephantidae.